Molecule: messenger RNA, 1536 nt
Organism: Manihot esculenta (cassava)
Lineage: Eukaryota; Viridiplantae; Streptophyta; Magnoliopsida; Malpighiales; Euphorbiaceae
Product: acyl-protein thioesterase 2
Exons: 10
Coding region: 443-1318 (291 amino acids)
Molecular function (GO): hydrolase activity
Source: RefSeq, a predicted model, not a curated record
UUGUACCCAUUAAGGGCAUCUAUUGCAUCAUAAUUUUUUUUGUUUGUUUUUUACAUUGAAAAAUUUGUGGCUUGAACCAUGGUUUGGUGUUGUGGUUAAUGGGUAUCUGUCAAUCAUGAGAAAAUUCAUAAACAAAUGAUUGAGAAAAGAUAUUUUCUUUGCAGACCUGGAUAAAUCUUUCUAUUUUUUCAGAAAUAUUCUUGAGAUCUGUCGUUGAUUGUUGUUGAUAGUUGGGAUUGCUAUAUUUUUAUUGUGGCCAUUGCCAGUGCCCAUGAGCAUAAAUUCUCUCUAUGUUGCAGUUCUCAGAGCCUCCCCUCUCUCCUAGCUGGGUGGCCCUGGGAUGGAUGAUUGUGCUCUUCUUCACUGCUUGGAUUCUCUCCGCUCUUAAAAAGAUUUCCUGCCUUUUUUUGUCCUUGUCUUUUUUACCCUCUCCUUUUGAUGGAUGCUUCUCCUUUUUGAGCUUCUACGUGGUUUCAGGCUCCAAUAUAAAGCUUGUCAGCUCUUCUUCCCCCAUUCACAAACCAUAGUAGGGGCGUUUCGUUGCAUCACCAAAAUGAGCUACCAACAACAUUCUUCUACGGGCUCUGGUAGUAGAACUGCUAGAAGAACAUUUGAGUUUGGGAGGACUUACGUGGUGAGGCCUAAAGGAAAACAUCAAGCCACUGUAGUCUGGUUACAUGGUCUUGGUGAUAAUGGUUCAAGUUGGUCCCAGCUCCUGGAAAACCUUCCUCUUCCAAAUAUUAAAUGGAUUUGUCCAACUGCUCCAACACGUUCUGUGUCACUUCUGGGUGGAUUUUCUUGCACUGCAUGGUUUGAUGUGGGUGAGAUUUCAGAAAAUAGUCCAGAUGAUUUGGAGGGUUUAGAUGCCUCAGCAGCACAUAUUGCAAAUUUACUAUCAACAGAGCCCACUGAUGUUAAAGUUGGAAUUGGAGGCUUCAGCAUGGGUGCUGCAACAGCACUCUACUCUGCAACUUGUGCUGCAACCGGACGAUACAGUAAUGGCAAUUUGUAUCCUAUCAAACUCAGAGCAGUUGUCGGACUAAGUGGCUGGCUCCCAGGUUCAAGGGGCUUAAGGAACAAAAUAGAAGGAUCGCAUGAGGCUGCAAGGCGUGCUGCAUCCUUGCCCAUUUUGGUUUGUCAUGGAACAAAUGAUGAUGUAGUCUCCUAUAACUAUGGUGAACAAUCUGCAAACCUCUUGCAUUCUGCUGGCUUUCAACUUAUCACGUUCAAAAAAUAUGACGGACUUGGGCAUUACACAGUUCCUACAGAAAUGAAUGAGGUUCACAGUUGGCUCAAAGCAAAACUGAACGUUGAGUGAUCAUGCUGAUAGUUGGAGCACAGGAGCAACUUCUAGACAAAGCUAGUGAUGAGGAAGAGCAGCAGAGAGCAAUAAGAGGAGGGAAAGAAACGGAUUUGUAUUAAGUAGGUAGUAAAUAGAGUGGAUAUAUGGUAUAGAUAAUCAACUACUAAUUCCUCUUUUGUCUUCUUUCCUGUCCUGAAAAAUAAAGCUUUGAAUGUUUUAGAUUUUUUUUUUCA